Nanorana parkeri is the source of this 253-nucleotide messenger RNA. Its product is annotated as 40S ribosomal protein S29-like. Gene Ontology annotation, biological process: translation. The record is from RefSeq and is a predicted model, not a curated record. Gene Ontology annotation, cellular component: cytosolic small ribosomal subunit; ribosome. The coding region runs from base 37 to 210 and encodes 57 amino acids. NCBI's taxonomy places the organism in Eukaryota, Metazoa, Chordata, Amphibia, Anura, Dicroglossidae. Gene Ontology annotation, molecular function: structural constituent of ribosome; zinc ion binding. The transcript is spliced from 2 exons.
CAUCAUCUUUUUUUUUCCCCGAGCAGAGAGUCGAGCAUGAUGGGCCACCAGCAGCUGUGCUGGAGUCACCCCAGAAAGUUCGGCCAGGCAUUCCGACCCUGCUGUGUGUGCGCAAACAGACAUGGACUUAUCCGCAAAUACGGACUGAACAUGUGCUACCCGUGCUUCAGGCAAUAUACAAAGGACAUUGGCUUUACAAAACUGGCCUAAAUGGAUACUUAUUUGGACAAGUCCUGUGGCCAUAAAUCCAUAC